Messenger RNA from Anneissia japonica, 5620 nucleotides. Its product is annotated as translocating chain-associated membrane protein 1-like. NCBI's taxonomy places the organism in Eukaryota, Metazoa, Echinodermata, Crinoidea, Comatulida, Comatulidae. The transcript has 11 exons. The record is from RefSeq and is a predicted model, not a curated record. Gene Ontology annotation, biological process: SRP-dependent cotranslational protein targeting to membrane, translocation; protein insertion into ER membrane. Gene Ontology annotation, cellular component: endoplasmic reticulum membrane. The coding region runs from base 27 to 1196 and encodes 389 amino acids.
CUUGCACAAGAAAAGUAGACUUCAAAAUGGGUGCUAAACGGAAGACUGGAAGUACCAAGAACCCACCAAUAUUUAGUCAUGAAUUUAUCAUUCAAAACCAUGCAGAUAUUGUUUCAUGUAUUGCUAUGGUCAUCGUUGUUGGGCUGAUGUUCCAGGUUUCAACUCCGUUUGCAACAUUAUUUGUGACUAUGCAACAUAAUCUGACUGUCAACACAUCAGAGGAAAACAAAGAACCUGAGCAAUUAACACUGUACACAUAUGGCAUGAAGGACCUUUGUUCGAUUUUCUUCUAUUUCCUGAUCACUAUUGUUCUUCAUGCUGUGGUCCAGGAGUACUUGCUUGAUAAACUCAACCGUAAAUUGCAUUUGUCCAAGUCAAAGCACUCAAAAUUCAACGAAUCUGGACAACUAUUAGUUUUCUACCUAAUUUCAAUUGUUUGGGGCAUGGACACAAUGAUUAAGGAAGGAUUUACUCAGAAUUUGUCUUUUAUGUGGGAAGGGUACCCACAUGCCACUUUGUCAUUCACUCUCAAGUUCUACUUCGUAAUUCAAAUUGCGUACUGGCUGCACACAUUCCCAGAAAUUUACUUUCAGAAAGUGAAAAAGGAGGAGAUGAGUGCCCGGCUCCGUUACCAACUACUUUACUCAAUUGUAAUUAUUGCCGGCUUCUUGCUAAACUUGACUCACCUUACUCUUGUAUGCCUCAUUAUCCACUAUUUUAUUGAGAUGAUUUUCCACUUUGCUCGACUUAUGUAUUUCAGUGACAAACCAGACCUAUCAGACCCAUCAUUUAUUGUGUGGGCAGUCCUAUUCAUCAUAGCUCGAUUGGUGACAGUUACUCUGAAUAUUCUUGCAGUAGGAUUUGGAUUAGGCAAGGCAACAAACCAGGAAAUCAAUACCGAGGCAGGAAACUUCAAUGUUCUACCAAUAAGAAUUAGUGUGUUGACUGCUGUCUGUCUGCUUGAGGCCUGGAUGUUAUGGAACUUCUUAACAUUCCAGCUACGUCGUUACCGUGAAAACCAAGCUUUUACGGCCAAAAAGAAGUUUGUCCCGAAAGUUAAGGACAAGAAAGCAAAGAAAGAACCUGCAGUGAAGAAUGUCCUCGCCGAGCAACAGAAUGACUCAAGUGCAAAUGAAGCCUCCCCUAAAGCUGUAAAUGGAGGAGUCCGCACCCGAUCAAAAAUCAAGAAGAAAUGAGAUCUUAACGGAGUCGUACUUUGUUUCAGUUCAUACUUCAUUUUUCUUUCAGUCUCUUUGAAUUGACCUAAUAUGAACUGCUCCUUUAUCAGUUUAUCUUGAAUUCAUGUUUAGCUUAUUCACUCCCUGGGGCCACAUUUUGUUCAUCAUCACCCACCCUUUAUUUUGUUUAUUGUCACCUUCCCCAGGGACAUAUUUUGUGUAACUCUACUCCACUGUGGAAUAACAUUAAAAACUAUAUCUGAAAUACAUUUUGUUUUUGGUCUAAGAAAACCAGGUUCUUCAAUUUUCCAAGGUGAUUCGGUUUUGUGCUUUGACAAAUUUCAACAUAGUUUGCAUUCUUUUGGUUUAUGGAACCUUUAAUAAACAGGCACACAUGGGAACAUUACAAAAAACUAACAAAUGACGUGAAUUCAAAUUAAAUUAAAAGUUGCUUGCAGGAGUGUCACUCACGAUAUGUUUAAAAAAAUCAUUUUGAUUGGUUAAACAUUCCUGCAUUUGAGUAUUGUUCAUUGUGAUUGGUCAAAUCUGCUUGGUGUGGGUAUCAUUCAUUGUGAUUAACCAAAUUGAUAAAGGAGUAACACUCUUUGUGAUUGGUCAAACAAAACUGUAUUUAAGUAUGGCUCAUUGGGAUUAGUCGGAUCUGCUUAGCGUGAUCGAGUAUCGCUCCUUGUGAUUGGUCGAACUGCUUUUGAAUGAGAAUUUCUGUUGUUGAUUGGACUUCUAGAUUAAAUGUAUUGGCAUUGUUCCUUUAUAUAAUCUGAUUUUAUGUUUUUGACAUAGCUUGUAACAUUUAAUUUAUUAGUUAAACACAAUAACACAUUUUACUCAGUGUUUUACUUUGAUGCAGACAUUUUGGUAUGGAGUAAUUUUUUAACGUAAAAUAUUGACUAUUUUUAUUUAUUUUAUUAUUUUUAUAUUGGCAAAAUAUCAAAAGAAACAGCAUCAAAUUAAGUGCAUUUAUGAGGAGCAACAAAAGUGAACCACUGUCAUCCAAGGAAUGUGCUGCUACCAGAAAGAAAAAAAAGAAAACACCAAAAAGCAUUAAUAAAAAUAGAUUUUAAACAAUAUUACAUUAAUGUUCUUAAGAUAACAGAUUUGAAAUAGAUUAAGAAAUAGGCAACUGGCUUAUAGUACUUUUAUUUAAUAUGGGGAGUACUAUCAAACACUACUUAUGGUAUAACCCAAGUGCAACAAAUUUUAUCUUUCAGAUUACAAACAUAAAUUGUGGAAACAUUUCUUACAAUUUUAUUUACGUAUUUUAUUGCUUGUACAUGGAAUAGUAAGGCUCUGUGUACUGUGUUGGCAGACGAUUGGAUGCACAGUGGAUUGUUUUUAAUGACAAUUUACUCAGACUGCUACUGGUUGGCAUUGAAUUGGGCAAGCCCUUUUACGAUGCUCGGAUGAAUUGGUCGGCAGACACAUUGUGCUUGCACAGAAUGGCUAUAAUGCUAUAUCUAAAGGGGGAUUAGAUAGAUAUUUCUAAUAGUGAGAAAAAAAUCUGGACGAUUUGAACUUAGGACCCUGGGAUUGGACGGCAAGCUUAACCACAGAGCUGCAGCAAUUUCUCCGGAAUGUCUGUAGCUAGAUGAUAAAUACAGUAGUUGCAGGCAAUAGUAAAAAUAAAAAUCUAUUGCAAUAUAGAUAUAUUAUUUUUGAGAUUUGAUAAUAAAACAAAUUAGGUAAUUAGCCAAUAAGGCUGUUUAUUCUUUCACAGAUGCAUAAUGUUACUUUAGAAAGGAAAAACACUAUGAAAUUACAUCAUAUGUAUACAACUGAUAAUGAAUGUUAGAGGGGUUGGGAGUUUCCACAAUUCAACUGGACAACUUUUUUGUUGAACUUUAAUUAUACUGGUACAUUUUGUAAUGUAGUGAAAGGUUGAUGAGAGAGCUUCCGAAAUAAUGUGGAGUUAAUAUCCAGCACAGAUAUGCACUGGAUAAUGGUAUGAACAGAAGUACUCUUGCACCGACAACACCUCUUGCAUAAAUAUAUUUACAUAUGCAUACACGAGGUUCUUUUUUUUUUUUGCCAGAAAGGUGUGCAUUAUUACACUUAGAUUUUAGGUGUGGUAUUACUAGUUAUGUACUGCAAUAUGUAGGCCCGUAACCUGGAAUCCAUAAGGGUUACCUAUGUAAUCCUUAGGUCAAGGUGUCCAGGUGCAUUAAUGAAAUCCAGGGGAUCAAUUCCCUGGGACUUAAGCAUUCUACCACACAGAUGAUGAAUUUCAUCAUCAUUUUUAUUGGUUUUUCUUAUUCAAGACAAGCAUUCUAGCACACAGAUGGUGAAUUUCAUCAUCAUUUUUAUUAGUUUUUCUUAUUCAAGAUGUUUAGGUAGUUUUGGUGUAUCAGAGGAUUCGCUUGGAAAGAGUGUUUGGCCUAACAAUAGAAACCCCCCAGUUACGGGCCUCAUAAAAUGCUAAAUAGUAUUAUUUUGUGGCUAGUUGCACGAUUGUAUAUACUAUAGAAUUUAUUAACGUCAUAAGUUAGCCUAGCAUUUUGUUGAUUUUGUGAUGUCAAGCAUGGUUUGUAACACAUUGAUAUAAAAGAUGACAUAGUCCUCCCUUCCUACACAUGAACUUGUCGCUCAUUCCUUGAAGUCUUAAUAUCCAUUUUCAGAAUAAUCCUUAAUAUCUUUUGUACAACUCUUUUUCAUUGGUGAUUGUGGGAUACACAUUUCCUGAGAUAUUUUAGAACGUAUUAUGCUAUUAUGGCCUAAUUUUUUUUUGUCCAAGCUGUCCAAAACAGGGUGGGCUUGGCCUGUUUGAUGGAAUGAAGUCCACUUUCUAGUAACACUUACGAUUCUUACUGUGUUUUUAUCCUAACUUAAUGAUGUUACGAAGUCAAAUAUAUUUGUCCCUGUCUCUAGAAUUAUUGCAUAUUGAUUGACUCUGGAAAGUUCUUAUUGCCUGAGAUAUUCGGGACUCAAAAUUUUAAGUGCAUUGGUUUGUAGAGUGGCUCCAGCAUCCGUGGGGACACAUGCAAGAAUCAUAAAUCUGAAAUCUUUGAUCUUCCACUUCUGAAGCAGUAAAUAUAUUUUGAAACCCUUCUAAGAUGCAAGUACCGGUCUCGCUCCAAGUAAGGACCACUUCUGGGACUGGGGACUGUUUUUUCCAUGGUCUUUAGCAGCUUUGGUCUCUAAUUAGAAUAAAGAAAAGACAUUUUUUAAUUUGGAACCACAGAAAAGUGGUCUUUAAUUGGAGGUAGACUUGUAAUGUUUACUUAGUGGAUUACCAUAUGCUUUAUACUAAUGAAACAGGUUAUUUUGUUUCAGUUGGAUGAAGAUGAUUACUUUGUAAUCUUGCAUUGUCUAGUACUAUACUAUUUUAAAGAACCAAUUGUUGUACUGUCAACUCUUGCCUACCAACUACUGUACCUACUUUUAGAACUAAUUUAUGUCAAAAUUUAAAAUUAAGUAAAAGUUAACCAAACAUACCCUGUAGUUAGUAGUGUCCAAAACUGGGUAUGAGUUGACUGUACAGUAAAUUUCUUUUAUCCUAGUGUUUCUAAGUAUUGUGUGAAUUAUUCCAAAGAAAUAAGUACAAUAGUUUUCUACUCCUGCAAAUUGACCUACUAUCCAACAAAAUAAUUAGAUUUUGAAGCCUACCGGUAAUAACAUUUUCAGCAGCAAUUUAUUAGUGUACUAGUGUUGUGAUAAAUAAGUUACCUAGUAAUUAAUACAUUAUGCUAUUAGAAUUAUAGAGUGAAAAAUAUAAUUAAGAUUAAACAUUGUUUGGAUAAUGAAUUUAUGAACAGAUUUAUAACUUUAAUGAAAGUAUUAUAGGUAUUGAUAUUUAACAUGAUUUUAAUUAAUAUCGAUUUCCAUAUAUUGUGUUGGUCGUUGACUACAUUUUAAUUAACGGUCCGAUGAAAUCUGAUUCAAUUUAUAUACAUUUUGUAGUCCUCAAGCCCAAGAUAUCUUUUCUCUGAAAUGUUUAGGUAGUUAAUUGAAUAUAAAAAUAAUUGUUUCUAUGUAUAAAAUGCUAUGGCUUCACAUAAUUAACAAUUUACAGAAGCAGCUGUAUUGUUUGAUCAAUAUUAAAACACUUUUGGAAAAACAAGCGCUUUGAAAUCCAUGGAAAAGGCACUAACCAAAAAAUAUAUACUGUAUAUAAAUAGCAAAAUCAAAAUUUCUUAUGCUGUGUUCUAAAAUUGACAACCAAUUUCAAGAAAGUUCAGUGAAAUUUCCACACCUACAAGUUAUUCCUUGCUUAUCUUUCUCUUUUGUUUUGUUGUUUGUGCUUAACUGCCAAUAGAUAUAAUAUUUCAUUCUUAUCUUCCAUAAAUUUAAUCUUAUUAGUUGCAUUUCUAAUGUAAGUUAAACAUUUCAUUGUAAAAUACAUUGUGUUACUGAAAAUGCUUCUUUUUGUCUUUGCUUUUUGUCAAAAUAUUCUAAGAUUAAUAAAAUACUUAUAAAACCAAUUAUUU